This is a messenger RNA of Aplysia californica (California sea hare), 666 nucleotides long. Its product is annotated as serine/threonine-protein kinase NLK. Gene Ontology annotation, cellular component: nucleus; cytoplasm. Gene Ontology annotation, molecular function: MAP kinase activity; ATP binding. Gene Ontology annotation, biological process: protein phosphorylation; intracellular signal transduction. Lineage: Eukaryota; Metazoa; Mollusca; Gastropoda; Aplysiida; Aplysiidae. The record is from RefSeq and is a predicted model, not a curated record.
GAAAGAAAAAAACAACCCCACCAAACAAUGGAAUAUUCAAUUGUAAUGUGUGUCUUGUCUGUGGGCAGAUCUGUGACUUUGGUCUGGCCCGCAUCAUGGAGCCGGACGAGAGCGUGGCCAUGACGCAGGAGGUGGUCACUCAGUACUACCGGGCACCCGAGAUCCUCAUGGGCGCCGUCCACUACACCUCGGCCGUUGACCUGUGGUCAGUGGGCUGCAUCUUCGCAGAGCUCCUCAGCAGGAGAAUCCUGUUCCAGGCCUCCGCGCCAGUACAACAGCUGGACCGCAUCACAGAGGUGCUGGGAACUCCGUCCUUCGAGGAUAUGCCUACGGCUUGCCAGGGAGCCCGCGACUACAUCCGGUCGCGCCCCCACAAGCCAGCGGCCCUCAACCAGUUUUACAGCCUUUCCGAUCAGGCUACCCACGAGGCCGUCCACCUCCUGUGUCGCAUGCUAGUCCUCAACCCGAAUAAGCGGAUCACGGCAGCGGACGCCCUGACCCACCCGUAUCUUGACGAGGGUCGCCUGCGCUUCCACUCCUGUAUGUGCUCCUGCUGUACUCCGGGGGCGCAGGGUCGAAACUUCUGCGGUGACCUCGAGCCCGAGUGCCCCUUGCCCUUUGACUACAACUUUGAGAAGUCGCUCACCUCCGUCUCCAGGGUUAAAG